This is a messenger RNA of Racocetra persica, 474 nucleotides long. The record is from the annotation of a GenBank genome assembly. NCBI's taxonomy places the organism in Eukaryota, Fungi, Glomeromycota, Glomeromycetes, Diversisporales, Gigasporaceae.
AUUUUUACCAGCAUUAAUGCUGAAUCGGGAUUUGUUCUUCUUCCUCCAUAUGAUGGAGGAUGGUAUAAUUGUACUAAUGAUAUAUUAGCCGCUGUUAAUAAAAGCUUCAGUAUUAAACUUGUUGAUUAUUCAACCCCUGCAACUCCGGGAUUUGGCGCAUAUGGUGCAGGAAAUUCUUCACUUAAACGUAUUCGUGGCAUUGGUUUUCUAGUAUUUUCAUAUGUUGCAAAUUCAACAGUGCCAUUUACUUUCACUGAAUUUAACAAUCGUGAAGUUUAUAAUAUGGUUGAUUAUUGUGGUACAAAAGAAUUUACAACUACUCAAUGUGACUCUCCAUUCAUGGGAUUUCCAAAUCAAACUAAACAAAUGAAAUGGUGCCUGGCUAUAUCAAAUCCAUUCAAUAAUAGUCAAAAAACAUAUGUAUCAUUCAGUCCUGAUGAUACUUCUACAAAUUCAACUAAAAAUGAUAUGAGC